UAUGUAUUUUGAUCUAAAAUGUGAAAAUCUGUUGGUAAAUAUACAGGAUCCGCAUCGACCAGUUUGCAAGAUUGGCGAUCUCAGCUUAUCAAAGGUAAAACAACAAACUUUAGUGUCGGGAGGUGUUCGUAGGACCCUACCUUGGAUGGCACCUGAGCUCUUGAGUGAAAAAAGUAACAUGGUAAUAGAAAAGAUCGACGUUUAUUCAUUUGGAAUUGUCAUGUGGGAAUUGCUUACUGGCAACGAACCAUAUCUAAAUAUACAUUGUGCUUCUAUAAUUGGAGGGAUAGUGAACAACAUAUUACGCCCCAAACUCCAACAUGGUGAGAUCCCGAAUGGAAGUCAUUGAUGGAAAGUUGUUGGGCACAUGAUCCAGCUCAGAGACCUCCAUUUUCAGAAAAUCUCACAGAAGUUGAGAAAUAUGGCUACAGCUAUGAAUUUGAAAUGAUGCUUUUCAUCGAAAAGUAGUUUGAUUAUUGAACAUAUAGAAUUUCUAUUUUGUUUCCAUGAAUGCAUCUUCUAAUAAGGGAUUGUUAUAUGCUUAUAUUCUUUCAAUGAACUCU
Messenger RNA from Olea europaea var. sylvestris, 563 nucleotides. Its product is annotated as mitogen-activated protein kinase kinase kinase dlk-1-like. Lineage: Eukaryota; Viridiplantae; Streptophyta; Magnoliopsida; Lamiales; Oleaceae. Gene Ontology annotation, biological process: signal transduction; protein phosphorylation. The record is from RefSeq and is a predicted model, not a curated record. Gene Ontology annotation, molecular function: ATP binding; protein kinase activity. The transcript is spliced from 4 exons. Bases 2 to 349 code for a protein of 115 amino acids. Gene Ontology annotation, cellular component: cytoplasm.